This is a messenger RNA of Procambarus clarkii (red swamp crayfish), 669 nucleotides long. RefSeq lists its product as uncharacterized. NCBI's taxonomy places the organism in Eukaryota, Metazoa, Arthropoda, Malacostraca, Decapoda, Cambaridae. The record is from RefSeq and is a predicted model, not a curated record.
AUGUUUUGGCCGUACUCAGAGCCAGAGUGCCAAGAGUCAGAGUGCCAAGAGUCAGAGCCCCACUCAGAGCCAGAGUGCCAAGAGUCAGAGCCCCACUCAGAGCCAGAGUGCCAAGAGUCAGAGCCCCACUCAGAGCCAGAGUGCCAAGAGUCAGAAUCUCACUCAGAGCCAGAGUGCCAAGAGUCAGAGCCUCAUUCAGAGCCAGAGUGCCAAGAGUCAGAGCCCCACUCAGAGCCAGAGUGCCAAGAGUCAGAAUCUCACUCAGAGCCAGAGUGCCAAGAGCCAGAGUGCCAAGAGUCAGAGCCUCACUCAGAGCUAGAGUGCCAAGAGUCAGAGCCCCACUCAGAGCCAGAGUACCAAGAGUCAGAGCCUCAUUCAGAGCCAGAGCCCCACUCAGAGCUAGAGUGCCAAGAGUCAGAGCCACACUCAGAGCCAGAGUGCCAAGAGUCAGAGCCCCACUCAGAGCCAGAGUGCCAAGAGCCAGAGUGCCAAGAGUCAGAGCCUAACUCAGAGCCAGAGCCCCACUCAGAGCCAGAGUGCCAAGAGUCAGAGCCUAACUCAGAGCCAGAGCCCCACUCAGAGCCAGAGUGCCAAGAGUCAGAGCUUCAGUAUGAGGGACUCAGAGCCAGAGUGCCAAGAGCCAGAAUCUCACUCAGAGCCAGAGCUUGA